This is a messenger RNA of Dalotia coriaria, 582 nucleotides long. RefSeq names its product phospholipase A1-like. Lineage: Eukaryota; Metazoa; Arthropoda; Insecta; Coleoptera; Staphylinidae. Gene Ontology annotation, molecular function: lipase activity. Gene Ontology annotation, biological process: lipid catabolic process. The record is from RefSeq and is a predicted model, not a curated record. The coding region runs from base 1 to 582 and encodes 193 amino acids. The transcript is spliced from 2 exons.
AUGAAUCCAAAUUAUGCGAGUUCGGCUAGUGUUGUAAGACAAGUAGCUGACGAGGUGGCUUCGUUUAUAAGAAGAUUACAGCGCCUGGCGCUGAUUCAGAGCGUCGAAUUGGUCGGGUUUUCACUGGGUGCCCAUAUAGCUGGUCUUGUGGGUCGGACACUAUCAGUAUACCUGGGCCAAACUGAUUUGGUGUCGGAAAUAAUUGCUUUAGACCCAGCCGGGCCCGGCUUCACCGACUUCUUUACAUCGUAUCAACACGACAAGCUAGAACCAACCGACGCAAAAGUGGUGAUUACGCUCGUCACCAAUGCCGGAUGUUCGGGAAGCUCACAGCGUUUGGGUACGAUCAAUUUCAUCGCAAACAAUGGCCGAGAUCAAGUCGGAUGCGCAAGACAUGACUGCAUUUGUAGUCAUCGCAAAGCAGUUGAAUACUUUAUAGAUUCGCUGACAUCUUUCGCGUUUGUGGGCACAAAUUCGCAAUUCAAGACGCACGCGGUCUUUGGUCGCGGUUUGAAUGAUCGCACGCCGGCUGGCGAUUAUAAUUUCAGGACCAACUUGGUUAGUCCUUUUGGCAGAGCUUGA